AUGCCAGCCUCAAAUGAUUCUACCAUUUCAUGCUCAAUCGAGGAAACCAAUGAAAUCAGAAAGAAACUUGGCCUGAAACCACUAGCAGUCCCAACAUCUGAACCAGAAAAUGAAUCUGAACAGCCUUCUCAAGAUACAGAGGAAGUUAUAGAACGCCUAAAUAAAUCUAAAAGAAGAAGAGCAAGAGAAGCUUUGAUAAAGGAAGGCAGUAUAGCAGAUUCUAUAAAGAAGGGAGAAUUAAUAAAUUCAAAAUGUAAUAAAUUAGUAGAUAACUCUGAGAAUGUUGAUACUCUGGAUUUGUUAUCUUGGUCUAAAAAAAUGGCCAAAGUUACGAAGUCGACCAUAGCACAGGCAGAUAAACAUGUGACUUAUAGCGACGAUGAAGAAUCAGAUGAACCAAACGAAAACAACCAUGAACCGAAAGAAGAAACAAACGGACCUAAUUUGAAAGUGAUACACAAAGUUAACGAGCUAGACUUGAUAAAGGGAGACGGUGUAACGCUGACGUUGAAGGACGUGGGUGUUCUUGAGGCCGAAGCAGCGGGAGUUUCUGAUUUAGAUUUCCUGGAAAACGCAGAGUUAGUUGACAUGAAGAAGGAUAAGAAGAAAAUGGAGCAGAGAAUGAGGAAUCAAUAUGGAAACUACGUGCCAUAUGAAGAAGAUGACCCUCUAAACACCGGCUUCCUAAAACACUAUGACGAUACAAUUAAGGAAACCCAAGGCACAAAGCUUACUUCACUUGCAAAUGAAGAUGAAGGAUUUUUUGUAAAGCCAAACCAGUCUAGGAAAUUCCAAGUUAAUUUCGAUGAAAAUGAGAACUAUGAUUCCUUCAUUAAAAAGACCAAACCCUCAGACACAAAAACAGAACUGGUCGAUGAGACGGACGUGUUUUCAACCCUAAGUUCUAGGAAGGAGAAGCUGAAAAAGAAACCUAAACAGAUGAACUGGGAUAAGAUAUUCUCAAAAGAUGAAAAUAUAGAACUUGAUCUCAACAACUUAGUGCCAACCAAGAUUAAGAAGGACGUCGCAGUGGUUGACGACGAAGACGAGGAGAUGCUAUAUAUCCAGAUUUCAAAUCAUCGCAAAAGGGUUUCAAACACUGAGGUAAAGAACGAGGACUCGAAAGAUGUAAAGCCUCAUGUGGACUUUGGAGCCUCAACUAAUGACAAAAAAUUCGAAAUUACCACAACAACCGAGUUCUGCAAAGUUGUGAAAACGCCAAUGGAAAAAAUAUCGGAACAAGAGUCUGACCAAAAGUACAAUGUUAACACCGCUAGUGACCUGGUGGUGGACGACGACCCAAACACGUUAUCGGAAAGACCGCUAGGUGAUGGCAUUUCAGCCGCACUUUCAUAUAUUAAACAAAGAGGCGACUACAUAGAUAAAAAAGCAGAAACCAGGUCCAAAGAAGUCCAACUAAACUACAUUGACGAAUACGGGAAUGAAAUGACCCCCAAGGAGGCCUUCAAAAAGAUCUCGUGGAUAUUCCAUGGCAAGCGUCCAAGUAAGAAGAAGCAGGAAAAGAUGAGAAGGAAGAUAGAAUUAGGUAUAUUAAAUGACCAUUUCAAACGCUCCGUGAACCAGAACCCAGUUGGGGCCCUACCAACCAUGAAGGCCCUGUUCACUCACCAGGAAAAGGAACAAACACCACAUAUAACACUGUUCGGGAACAGAAACCUAAACUAA
Theileria annulata is the source of this 1686-nucleotide messenger RNA. RefSeq lists its product as uncharacterized. Lineage: Eukaryota; Apicomplexa; Aconoidasida; Piroplasmida; Theileriidae. The record is from RefSeq and is a predicted model, not a curated record. The transcript has 6 exons. Gene Ontology annotation, cellular component: U4/U6 x U5 tri-snRNP complex. Bases 1 to 1686 code for a protein of 561 amino acids. Gene Ontology annotation, biological process: mRNA cis splicing, via spliceosome; maturation of 5S rRNA.